CUCCUAGAAUUUUCAAGGCCUCUUCACUCCCUUCGUUUCCCUGUCUGACGUCACCACACCUAGCCCGACGAACUGGUGGGCAAGGUGAGGACCGGUUGGGGAAUGCAGAGUCAGUCACUCCUUUCGUUAGGGCGAGCCUGUUAGAACUUGUUUGGCCCUGCCACAGCGAGGUGCUACGCUGCACAAGAAUUUGGAAAUAGUGCUGGUGGACGUGCUUUGGAGAUUUGUGCAAGUCUUGACCCUAUCUGUGUUAUUUGGAGUGCAAGCAGUGAAGUUUCGUGACGUGAAAUUACCAGGAAGUUCGCAGGAUGGGCCGCUGCUGCGUGCCGAACUGUCGUGGAAAUUAUGACGGUGGACCGAAGGUCCGCUUGUUCUCCUUCUCUAAAGACCACCGCAGGGUAAAAUGGAAACGCGCUAUUCGUCGGGACGACGUCGACAUCGAUACUCUGCGUGAUCCGAAGGUCUGCGAACUUCAUUUCAAAGCAGAGUAUUUGAGGACUACCACUACUUACACGGAUAGCAACGGAAGGACUAUAGAAGUUCCGAUGAGCCUCACACGACUAACCGAAGAUGCAGUGCCGACGAUGUUUCCUAACAGCCCCGCUUACCUAUCCGACUGUGCUCCGGUUCGCGAGGAGCCUGACUCAAAACGGAAGCGCCGUGAGGCAGACCAGCUACAAAAGGUCAUUCAGAUGUCGCUUUCUUCGCACGAAGAGGAUGAACGCAAAAAUAGGGUGGCAUCUUUCGAGCAGCUCGUGUCACAACUCUCAGAACUUAAGUUGUCCGACUAUUGGAUAGUGAGCAACACGGAAGCUGCUAUUAUGUUUUUACAUAUUCAGAGCAACACACUACCUCCAGAGGUUGAACGUUCUGUGGUCGUUUCCGACGCGUUGCACAUUUCUGCCUACUGGAAAAAGAUGAAGCUGUGCAUUGCUGAUGUUGCCAUUCCAGAAAAACUGGAGGACAUUCGGAGCUUGCAGACUAUUCUUGAAAGUGUGGAGCAUUUCAAUGCUCCAGACGUCUGUGAAAAAGAAGAAAAGUUGAAAGCCUGCUUCCACAUUAUUUUUUCUCUUCUUGAUGACCUGUCUAAUGGUGACCUCCUGCCAGAAGAGAAAUUAGAAGCACUCGAGUUUCUGAAGGAACAGUUGCGCCUUCUACUUAAAGAGCGAGGAGCUGUGAGAUAUUCUUCAGAUCUUCUUAUACUAGCAAGCAUUUUUCACACGAUCUCUCCUCACGCAUACAAAUUUGUUCGCAACACUGGGAAAUUAAUGUUACCUCAUCCUUCCACAAUAUUAAGGCUGUGCAGCAAGUACAAUGUAAGUCCUGCAAACGAACAAAGCGAUGAAGGCUUUUUGCAGUACAUUACAAAAAAGGUGAGCCUUCUAAAGCCGCAUGAAAGAGUCGUAACGCUCAUGUUAGAUCAAAUCCACAUCCAGCAAUAUUUUGAGUAUAAGGGGGGCUCAUUGACAGGGACGGCAUCAAAUUCCUCUGAAGCAGCAAAAACAGCACACGUGUUCAUGACAAAUUCGUUGCUUUCUGCGCACAAAGAUGUGGUACACAUCCUCCCUGUUUUCAGCAUUGAAGCCAGCCAUUUGCACAACAUCUUGAAAAAAGUAAUUUUGGGUCUUGAAAAAGCAGGACUUACAGUAAUUGCCGUUAUCACUGAUAACAACGCUGUGAACCGAAAAGUCAUGUCGUUUUUUUGAAAAAACAAAACAAUAGACAUUGUGUACCCACAUCCAGCAGACAAUUCAAGGCCGCUAUUUUUUGUUGUCGAUACCGUGCAUUUAUUAAAGUGCAUCCGUAACAACUGGUUGAACCAGAAAAAUGAAGGCUGUUCAAUUUUUUAUCCGGAAUUUUCCAGUACGACAUCGCAGGUGCAAGUGAAGAAAGCAACAUUUGAGACACUUCGUGAACUGUACGCUUCCGAGCAGCACAAUCUCUCGAAGCUUGGAUACGGACUUACCUACAAGGCUUUGAACCCCUCCAACCUCGAAAGACAAAACGUGAAACUAGCACUGAAAGUGAUCAGUCCAUUCAUUGCAGAAGCACUGAAAACUUAUGGUGCAAAGCUUGGUUUGAGUUCUGCCCGAGAAACUGCCGAAUUUAUUGAAUUAGUACACAAGUGGUGGUGCGUUGUGAACACUAAAACACCAUCGAAAGGCAAGCGCCUAAGAAAUCCUCUUCAAGCACCCGUAAGAAGUAUGGAGGACAUGCAGCUGCAGUUUCUUAAUACAUUUGUGGACUGGCUUGACACUUGGGAAAACUUGAAGGUUGGCACUGGCCGUGCAGGACUGUUAACCACGGAGACGCACUCGGCACUACGUCUCACAUCGUACUCCUUGAUUGAAGUCAGCCGGUAUUGCCUGGAGGAGCUACGUUUUGAAUAUGUCUUGCUUGGAAAGUUUCAGACAGACAGCCUCGAGGAGAGGUUUGGUCGUUAC
Messenger RNA from Rhipicephalus sanguineus (brown dog tick), 2444 nucleotides. RefSeq lists its product as uncharacterized. The transcript has 2 exons. Bases 309 to 1706 code for a protein of 465 amino acids. Gene Ontology annotation, molecular function: sequence-specific DNA binding. NCBI's taxonomy places the organism in Eukaryota, Metazoa, Arthropoda, Arachnida, Ixodida, Ixodidae. The record is from RefSeq and is a predicted model, not a curated record.